This is a messenger RNA of Drosophila takahashii, 4206 nucleotides long. RefSeq names its product shaggy (gene sgg). Gene Ontology annotation, biological process: negative regulation of canonical Wnt signaling pathway; signal transduction; protein phosphorylation. Gene Ontology annotation, cellular component: nucleus; cytosol; axon. The record is from RefSeq and is a predicted model, not a curated record. Gene Ontology annotation, molecular function: protein serine/threonine kinase activity; ATP binding. NCBI's taxonomy places the organism in Eukaryota, Metazoa, Arthropoda, Insecta, Diptera, Drosophilidae.
GCUCACUCGCGUUGAAUCCAUCGAGCAGGCGCGUCGUACUCUCCUCUCGUUCCGCCGCGUUCCAUUCACCCAUUCCGCCAUCCGCGACUCUAUUCACUUGUUGUAUUUGUACUUUUAUCAGCGACUAAAAAGAAACGAAUCGAAAUAAAUGUAAAUAACAACGGCGAAACAAAAGUGAAACAAAUUCGUGACGCGCCUGAUUACUUCUUUAUUUUUUGUGUCAACAGUGUGUGCAGUGCAAUGUGACUGUGAAGCGCCAACACAAGCAACGAAAAAAAAAAACAAAUAAAAAAAAAAACUUUAGUGAGUGAUUUCAAACACUACAAACUAGAAAGUACACUUUAAAAAACCUUACAAGAAAUACUCUAACGCCUAGAGUAUUUAACGGACCAUUAGAAACCUGAUGGCAACAACAACGGCAACAACGCAGGCAGCAGGAGCUGCACCAGCUCUCAAUUUAUUGCCCGCCAGCAGCAACAAUAAUCUAAAUAAUGCACUAAACAUUAGCAACAAUAAUAACAACAACAACAACAACAGCGUCGUGAUAAGCCAGCCGAUUAAAAUACCGCUGACCGAGCGCUUCUCAUCGCAAACAUCGACGGGUUCGGCGGACAGUGGCGUGAUUGUUUCCAGUGCAUCGCAGCAGCAACUGCAGUUGCCGCCACCGCGCAGCAGCAGUGGCUCCCUGAGCUUGCCACAGGCGCCACCUGGCGGCAAGUGGCGGCAGCAGCAGCAGCGCCAGCAGCUGCUACUCAGUCAAGAUAGCGGCAUCGAGAACGGUGGUGGUCCCACGAAGGCGAAAGAUCAUCGUCAUCAGGGAGUGGGAUUGAAGGGAAAGCCGAACCAUCAUGCCAUAAGUUCCAAGGAGAGCGGCGAGAGCAGCGAGAGCCUGGGCAGCAAUUGCUCAGAGACCCAGGAUCAUCGGGAUCCGCAGAAUCCCCAGCAGAGGAUCAGGGCCUCCUCCGCCCUGGAGCUCAGUAGCGUCGACAAUCCUCAAUCCACCGUGGUGGGCAGCCUGCGCAGCCGCAUCAAGUACAAGAGCACCAAUAGCACCGGAACCCAGGGAUUCGAUGUCGAGGAUCGCAUCGAUGAGGUCGAGAUCUGUGAUGAUGACUGCGAUGAUGAGGAGGAAAUCGAGGAAGAGGAGGAGGACGAUGGUGUCAAUGUGGACGACGACAACGACAACCAGUCGGACAGUCAGUCGGGUAUUAUAAUCAACCUGAAGAGCAAGACAACCGAACAACAGGUGGCGGAUAGUGAGGGGGCUAAGGAGGUGGAUGAUAGAUCCAAGAACCGACUACUACCGCCCGAUCAGGCGGAACUAACGGUGGCCGCUGCCUUGGCCCGUCGUCGCGACGCCAAGAGCCUGGCCACCGACGGACACAUCUACUUCCCGCUGCUCAAGAUCAGCGAGGAUCCGCACAUCGAUGCCAAGCUGAUCAACCGCAAGGACGGCCUCCAGGACACGAUGUACUAUCUCGAUGAGUUCGGGAGUCCCAAGCUGCGGGAGAAGUUCGCCCGCAAGCAGAAGCAGCUGCUCGCCAAGCAGCAGAAGCAGAUGAUGAAGCGCGAAAGGAGGAGCGAGGAGCAGCGCAAGAAGCGCAACACCACGGUGGCCUCCAAUCUGGCGGCCAGCGGAGGAGUUCCAGACGAUGACGUUGACGAGACCAAAGAUGAUUAUAAUACAACAAAUAGGAAACAAAAACCACACUGUGAUACUAGCUCUAGGAGCAAACAUAACUCGGAACCCCAUCCCCAUAACAAUCCUCAUCAUAAUCAUAAUAAUAUCGAUGUGGAGGAGGAGGACAGCCUCGUGGACAGUGGAGCGGUCAAGAUGCGCCGCCACAGCCACGACAACCACUACGAUAGAAUCAUCCCCCAGAGCAACGCAACCACCACCACCACCCGCCCUAAGAACGAUCAUCAUCCUCAGGCGCCGCAGGACACCGAGGAUAUCGAUAUCGAGCAAGGAGCCGAACCCCCCGAGCUCGAGGAUGCGGAUAGCGAUGAGAGCGGCGAGAACGUUAAGACUGCCAAAUUGGCCAGAACUCAGUCCUGCGUCAGUUGGACCAAAGUGGUGCAAAAGUUCAAAAAUAUACUAGGUCGCGAUGGUUCUAAAAUCACAACAGUUGUUGCAACACCCGGCCAAGGCACCGAUCGCGUACAAGAGGUCUCCUAUACAGACACAAAGGUCAUCGGCAAUGGCAGCUUCGGCGUCGUGUUCCAGGCAAAGCUCUGCGAUACCGGCGAGCUGGUGGCAAUCAAAAAAGUUUUACAAGACAGACGAUUUAAGAAUCGCGAAUUGCAAAUUAUGCGCAAAUUGGAGCAUUGUAAUAUUGUAAAGCUUUUGUACUUUUUCUAUUCGAGCGGUGAAAAGCGUGAUGAAGUAUUUUUGAAUUUAGUCCUCGAAUAUAUACCAGAAACCGUAUACAAAGUGGCUCGCCAAUAUGCCAAAACCAAGCAAACGAUACCAAUCAACUUUAUUCGGCUCUACAUGUAUCAACUGUUUAGAAGUUUGGCCUACAUCCACUCGCUGGGCAUUUGCCAUCGUGAUAUCAAGCCGCAGAACCUUCUGCUCGAUCCUGAGACGGCUGUGCUGAAGCUCUGUGACUUUGGCAGUGCCAAGCAGCUGCUGCACGGCGAGCCGAACGUGUCGUAUAUCUGCUCCCGGUAUUACCGCGCCCCCGAGCUCAUCUUUGGCGCCAUCAAUUAUACAACAAAGAUCGACGUAUGGAGUGCCGGUUGCGUUUUGGCCGAGCUACUGCUGGGCCAGCCCAUCUUCCCUGGCGACUCCGGUGUCGAUCAGCUUGUCGAGGUCAUCAAGGUCCUGGGCACACCGACAAGAGAACAGAUACGCGAGAUGAAUCCAAACUACACGGAAUUCAAGUUCCCACAAAUUAAGAGUCAUCCAUGGCAGAAAGUUUUCCGUAUACGCACUCCUACAGAAGCUAUCAACUUGGUGUCCCUGCUGCUCGAGUACACGCCCAGUGCCCGGAUCACACCGCUCAAGGCCUGUGCACAUCCGUUCUUCGACGAGCUGCGCAUGGAGGGCAACCACACCUUGCCCAACGGUCGCGAGAUGCCGCCGCUAUUCAACUUCACAGAGCAUGAACUCUCGAUACAGCCCAGCCUAGUGCCACAAUUGUUGCCCAAGCAUCUGCAGAAUGCCUCCGGCCCAGGCGGCGCCAACCGAUCCUCAGCCGGCGGAGCAGCCUCUGCUGCGGCCAGCGGCUCCACCAGCGUCUCGUCCACAGGCAGUGGCGCCUCGGCGGAAGGAUCCGCCGCCCAGCAGCCGCAGGCGCAGGGCACAGCAGCAGCAGCAGCUGCGGGAUCCGGAUCGGGAUCGGGAUCGGGAUCAGGCGGAGCAGCAGCAGCCGGCGGAUCAGGAUCCGGCAACAACAGCAGCGGAGGCGGAGCAUCCGGAGCGCCGUCUGCCGCCGUGGCAGCUGGUGCCAAUGCCGCGGUAGCCGGCGGAGGCGGCGGUGGCGGAGUCGGUGCGGCGGCCACUGCUGCCACAGCAGCUGGCGCUAUGGCCGCGACCAAUGCCGGCGGCGCCAAUGUGACAGGUUCUCAGUCGAACAGCGCCCUCAACAGCAGCGGAAGUGGCGGCAGUGGAAAUGGCAGCGGAAACGGAAAUGGAAACGGAGAGGCAGCUGUCUCGGCAUCGGGAUCGGGUGGAAACGGUGGAAAUGGAGGAAACGGCGGGGACAACGACGCUGGCGACAGUGGAGCUGCAGGAUCCGGAGGAUCUGGAGGAGGAGCAGCUGAGACCGAGGCAGCGGCGUCGGGUUAGCGCGAGUCAGGAGGUGCUCUCUUUUAAUGUAAUGUUAUUCACAGGAUUUUCGCUUGGGCCAGGGAUUAAGUUACCAUUACCAUUUUUGGCCCAGACCCACACACACACACACAGUUACACUCGAUGGAAACAGAAGAGAUAGAAUGAGAAGAGAAGUCCCAGCAAAAGCUAAGAGAAAAUGAUAGACAAAGGAAUUCAAAUUCUGAUUCAGAUUCACUCCACAAAACACCACCCACCCAAUACACUCACACCCACUCACACACCCCAGCUCCAGCACACACACACAUGUAUGUAUGUAUAUCUAGCUAUAUGCAUUGGGCGCAAGCAAAUAUUUAGCAUAAAACUCGAAAGAAAGAAAAAACAAAAGAAUCCACUUUAAACUAUGCAUAAAUAAUUUAAAUAAUAAUCUGUAU